This is a messenger RNA of Venustampulla echinocandica, 1506 nucleotides long. Its product is annotated as Peptide hydrolase. Gene Ontology annotation, biological process: proteolysis. Gene Ontology annotation, molecular function: metalloexopeptidase activity. Lineage: Eukaryota; Fungi; Ascomycota; Leotiomycetes; Helotiales; Pleuroascaceae. The coding region runs from base 1 to 1506 and encodes 501 amino acids. The transcript is spliced from 5 exons. The record is from RefSeq and is a predicted model, not a curated record.
AUGAAGGUCUUUCAAUCCCUUUUAUUGGGCACAUCUUUGCUCUCUGCCUACGCAACUGCAACCCCUCCCCUUAAUGAAGCUCACGCCGGGUCAAAGUUCGUGACCUCCAAGAAGCUCCAAAAUGACAUCACAAGUAAAAAGCUGAUGAAGAACCUCAAGGAUCUUGAUACAAUCGCCAAUAACAAUGGUGGCAACCGUGCCUUCGGCUUCCCAGGCUACGCUGAGUCCGUCAAGUACAUCACUGCCCGCCUUGCCAAGGAAUCAAAGACUUCCACGUUCUACGUGCAAGACUUUCCUGCCCUAUUCAAUCGUGUAGAUUCAAUCUCGUUCGUCGUCGACGAAGUAAGCUACUACGUCUACGGAUUGACGUACUCCCCUUCCACCUCAGCGGAGGGCUUGACUUUGCCACUUGUGCUGGGCCCCACAGGUGAUGCAGGAUGUACAGUGGAUGGGUACGCCAACUUCGAUGUCAAGGACAAGAUCGUCCUCGUCGAGCGCGGUACCUGUCCCACGGGCGGCACCCUGGCCGGGCGCAUCCGUCCUGCGGCUGCAGCCGGCGCCGCAGCAGUUAUCAUUUACAACAAUGAGAAUGCUCAUGUUACAGGCGGGACGCUGUCAGCACCUGAUCCUGACAAACUAGUGCCUGGUGGUUUUAUUGAUCGUGUUGAUGGGCUGCCACUCAGAGAUAGACUUGCGGCAGGCGAGGAAAUUGAGGCGCUGUUCCAGCAGACUCAGAUUAUCGAGACGAAGAUCACGCAGAAUAUUAUUGCGGAGACUAAAGGGGGCGAUCCCAAUAAUGUUCUUGUUCUUGGUGCGCAUCUCGACAGCGUGCAAGCAGGUCCGGGAAUCAAUGAUGAUGGCUCUGGAACCAGCCUAAUCCUCGAACUCUUCACUGCCCUCAACUCCUACAAAACUAACCUCAAAGUCCGCUUUGCCUGGUGGGGGGCUGAAGAAAACGGCCUCCUCGGCUCGAGAUACUACACCUCAUCCCUCACCAGCGGCAAUGCCAGCUCAAUCCUCGCCUAUCUCAAUUUUGACAUGGUAUCCAAGGGGUUCUUCGGUGUUUUCGACGGGGAUGGCUCAACCUACGGCUUGGUGGCUCCGCCUGGCUCGGAGACGAUCGAGAAGCUGUUUGUUGACGAUCUAACUAGUAAGGGGCUGAAUGUUACACCCGCCGCGCUAAGUGGCGGGAGCGACUAUGUGAGCUUUAUGGAGGACCUGGGGAAGCCAAUCGGGGGAUUAUUUACUGGUACAGGAGAGGCGCAGGACCCAUGUUAUCAUCAGGCUUGUGAUACUUAUGCGAAUCCGAAUGCCACCGUUUUGACCAUUAAUGCCAAGACCGCAGCGCAUGUCCUAGCAACGUUAGCAAUUGAUGGUACAAAACUAAUACCUAAGACUCCGGUUGCGAGACGGGGGAAUAUUGGGGAGAUGGAGAUUAGGGAUAUCCAGUGGACUGUUGCAGAGGGGCAGGAGAAACAUUCAGAUAGCUGUGGACAUUUUGUUUGA